This is a messenger RNA of Vanessa atalanta (red admiral), 4410 nucleotides long. RefSeq names its product regulator of nonsense transcripts 1 (gene Upf1). The record is from RefSeq and is a predicted model, not a curated record. Gene Ontology annotation, molecular function: zinc ion binding; RNA binding; DNA binding. The coding region runs from base 178 to 3288 and encodes 1036 amino acids. Gene Ontology annotation, cellular component: cytoplasm. The transcript is spliced from 10 exons. Lineage: Eukaryota; Metazoa; Arthropoda; Insecta; Lepidoptera; Nymphalidae. Gene Ontology annotation, biological process: nuclear-transcribed mRNA catabolic process, nonsense-mediated decay.
CGGAAACAAACCAUGUGCUAAGUGCUAACAUGGCGAUUUUUCUUGAUCAUCAACAUCAUUCAUAGCAAAUCGUUCUAAUAAUGUUCGAUUUUUAUGGGAUUGGCAUUUGAUGUCCAGUAUUUUAUACUUUUUGACCUAUUUUCAUCGUUUUGUACAUCAUAAAAUUGACGUGUAAGCAUGAGUGUCGACGCGUAUGGUCCAAGUUCUCAAACGUUGACAUUCUUGGACACCGAGGAAGCUGAUCUUAUCGGUGCUGAUACCCAAGGAUCAGAAUUUGAAUUUACUGAUUUCACUCUUCCAUCGCAAAGCCAAACACAGGCAUCCCAACACGAUCAUGGACUAACAACAUCCAGCCAAGUGAACGGCCUUGGACGGACAGAUCUUAACUCGAAACUUUCAAGUGUAGGGAAUACUAUAGCGGAAUUGCAAUUUGAGGAAGAAGAUGAAGCACUGUACAGUAGCAAGGAACUGCCAGAUCAUGCGUGCAAAUAUUGUGGUAUUCACGAUCCUGCAACCGUUGUUAUGUGCAAUAUAUGUAACAAAUGGUUUUGUAAUGGACGAGGUAACACCUCUGGAUCACACAUAAUUAACCAUCUUGUAAGAGCUAAACACAAGGAAGCAGCACUCCACCGUGACGGACCUCUCGGAGAAACGUUACUGGAAUGUUAUUCCUGUGGUGCACGGAAUGUUUUUGUUCUUGGUUUUAUACCAGCCAAGGCUGAUUCAGUUGUUGUACUUCUGUGUCGUCAGCCCUGUGCCGCACAAAGUUCUCUUAAAGAUAUGAAUUGGGAUCAAGAACAAUGGAAACCAUUAAUUUCUGAUCGUGCCUUUCUGUCGUGGCUUGUGAAAGUACCAUCAGAAGCUGAACAAAUGAGAGCUCGUCAAGUAACACCGCAGCAAAUAGGACGACUUGAAGAACUUUGGCGUGACAACGUUGAUGCCACUUUUCAAGACUUAGAAAAGCCUGGAGUGGACGAGGAACCCCAUCAAGUUCUGUUAAGAUACGAAGAUGGAUACCAAUAUCAGAAUAUCUUCGGUCCACUUGUAAAAUUAGAAGCUGAUUAUGAUAAGAGACUAAAGGAGUCACAAACACAAGAAGGAAUAGAGGUGCGCUGGGAUGUCGGCCUCAACAAGAAAACCAUUGCGUACUUCACGCUCGCCAAGACCGACAGCGACAUGAAACUCAUGCACGGGGAUGAACUGAGACUGAGAUAUGUCGGUGAGCUGCACAAAGCCUGGUCUGGUGUUGGUCACGUAAUCAAAGUGCCCGAUAAUUAUGGAGACGAUGUCGGUCUGGAGCUGAAGAGUGGAGCCGGAGCUCCCCUUGACUGCACUUCCAAUUUCGUAGUCGAUUUUAUCUGGAAGAGUACUUCUUUUGACAGGAUGCAGUUGGCUCUGCGCAAGUUCGCGGUGGACGAUUCGUCGGUUUCGGGCUACAUAUACCGCCGCCUCUUGGGACACGAAGUGGAGGAAGUCCUGUUUCGUGUGCAUCUGCCGAAACACUUCAGUGCGCCGAAUCUACCAGACCUUAACAGGUCUCAGGUAUAUGCUGUCAAGCAUGCACUUCAACGACCUCUCUCCUUGAUUCAAGGCCCUCCAGGAACAGGCAAGACCGUCACAUCGGCGACCAUUGUAUAUCAACUUGUUCGGCAAAACGGUGGCCCAGUACUUGUAUGUGCACCGUCCAAUACUGCCGUCGACCAACUCACCGAGAAAAUCCAUAGAACCGGACUCAAAGUAGUCCGUCUGUGCGCCAAAUCAAGAGAAGCUAUGGAGUCUUCUGUGUCGUUCCUGGCACUACACGAACAGGCUCGUGCCCUGGGCUCGGCCGACAGCGAGCUGCGCAAGUUGACGAGGUUAAAAGAGGAAGCUGGCGAAUUAUCUGCUGCCGAUGAGAGACGCUAUCGUGCACUUCGUCGUGCUGCAGAGAGACGACUUCUGGAUGCUGCUGACGUCGUUUGCACCACCUGUGUCGGGGCAGGGGAUCCGAGAGUCGCUCGAAUGCGUUUCCAGUCUAUCCUGAUAGACGAGGGCAUGCAGUCCACUGAGCCCGAAUGUAUGGUACCAGUGGUGCUCGGAGCCAGACAACUGAUUCUUGUCGGUGAUCAUUGUCAGUUGGGUCCCGUCGUCAUGUGCAAAAAAGCCGCUAAAGCGGGUCUGAGCCAGAGUCUGUUCGAGAGACUUGUGGUCCUUGGUAUUCGUCCUUUUAGAUUAGAGGUACAAUAUCGUAUGCAUCCUGAACUCUCACGUUUUCCGUCUGAUUUCUUUUACGAGGGUUCCCUUCAAAAUGGAGUAAGUGCAGAAGAAAGACGUUUACACAAAAUCGAUUUUCCUUGGCCCCGACCGGAUAGACCGAUGUUCUUUUACGUAACUCAAGGCCAGGAAGAGAUAGCCGGCUCGGGAACGUCCUACUUAAACCGAACGGAAGCGGCGAACGUAGAAAAACUAACGACCCGCUUUUUGAAAGCCGGCGUCCGCCCGGAACAGAUCGGCAUCAUAACGCCGUACGAGGGACAACGGUCGUAUCUCGUACAACAUAUGCAGUAUCAGGGAAGCCUACACGCCAAACUCUACCAGGAGAUCGAAGUGGCCAGCGUCGACGCCUUCCAGGGUCGAGAGAAAGAUAUCAUAAUCAUGUCCUGCGUCCGCUCGAACGAGCACCAGGGCAUAGGGUUCCUGAGCGACCCGCGACGCCUGAACGUCGCGCUGACGCGGGCCAAGUACGGCCUCAUCGUGGUCGGCAACCCCAAGGUGCUCAGCAAGCAGCCGCUGUGGAACCACCUGCUCGCCUUCUACAAGGAGCGGCGCGUGCUCACCGAGGGCCCGCUGUCCAACCUCAAGGAGUCCGCCAUCCAGUUCGCGAAGCCCAAGAAGCUCGUGAACGCGCACAACCCCGGCUCGCACUUCAUGUCCACGUCCAUGUUCGACGCGCGCGAGGCCAUGGUGCCCGGCUCCGUGUACGACCGCGCGCGGCCGCCGCGCGACCCGCUGGCCUACGUGGGCCCCGAGCGCGCGCCCGCCGCGCCCGUGCCCGCCGCCGCCUUCGCCGCGCUCGCCGCGCCGCGCGCGCGCCCGCCCGCCGAGCCGCCGCGCGCGCGCCGCCGCCCGCCGCGCCUCUCGCAGGAGCCGCUGUCGCAGCAGCCGCCGCUGUCGCUGUCGCAGGGCGCCUCGCAGCCCGACUUCAGCCAGGAGUCGGCCGCGCCCGACUGCCCGUCGCAGCCGGACGGGCUGCUGUCGCAGGACUCCACGUACCAGGGCGGCUUCCGCGCGCGCGCCGGCCAGUACUGAGAGCCGACCUCGCAGUUCCGGGGUGGACGACACGCUGCUGACGAGAGCGACUCGGCCGGGCUCGCCGCGGACCGGCGGCCGGCGCGCCGCGCGGGAGGUGCCUUCGCGCUCGAUUCGAUUCUCACGCGCGAGGAAUUAUAAUAAAUUACAGGAUAGAUAUAGAGAUGUUUGAUCAAAUAUUCGGGAAUUACACGCAUUGACACAUAGUAGUAUCGGACCCGCCCAGCGGCCCGAUUCGCUCCUGCGGGUCGGCGACCUUCAGCGCUAAAUUUGUUUAAACUCGUGAUUCGAUAAUCGUACACUGUCCCUGAGUGGAUACCGUUACCGCUACCGUUUUAAAUCCAAAGUACGGAAUCAUCAUCAUUCGCCCUUCAGUAGUUAACUUGUUUACUUCCAAACGAAAACAUACAGAGGAAAGGAUAGCGUGGUAGAACUGUACUCAAUUAGGGCAUCUUUUUCGUGGUUUUGUUUCCAUUAUUCAUUAUCCUUGGUAUAAGCAAUCAUUAAAAUCAAUGCUCCGUAUUAGACAAUAUUCAGCAAUAAAUGCUUGUUGUUUUUCCUUCAUAAACUAGGAUGUUAUUGUUACGUAAAUACUGAAUAUAUACCAUUGAGGGUACAGAGUAACAAAAAUUAGACAAUGUGUUAACAAUAUCAUAUGUGUAGUCGUUAGUAGUAAUCCAACACAAUAUGACCUAUUGUUAUGUUUUAAUGUCUUCAUUUUUUAUUUAAAAACCUUACACUAAAAUCGAUGUUCAUAUUUACAUAUGAAACUAAUUCAAACAAUUACGAUUAUUUUUAUUUACAUGUCUGUACAAUUGAUAUUAACUAAUCAAAGAUUAUAUUAACAUCUUAUAUCGGCUCUGACAUUCAGAAAUUUUACCUCAUUUUAUUUAGUAUAGAUUUACCGAGUAAUUCCAUACUCAAAUAUAAGGUUUUUUAAAUGUUGUAAUUUUUUAUCGACAGAACUGUUUCUAAAAUAAAAUAUGACUUUCACUUGAUUGGAUUACAAAAUUGUAUUUUUUAUUUAUAUUGUAUUGGUAAGUGAACACACAACUCAUUCUGAUAGAAUUAUGUUACAAAUGAUAAUGCUCAAUGUUUUAUUACUUUGUGAAGGAAAAAUCA